AUGCAAUUCUCAGUGUCGCUGCCCGAGCAGCAGCCGGUUAACGGCACGAAUGACCCCCACAACCACCACUAUGUCAACCCCCUCGUCUCUAGCUUUCCGACCGUGGUGGGACCUAAGCUGCCAUGCAAGUACCGUGUCCGCCGCGCCAUCGGCCGCGGUGCCUUCUCCACUGUGUGGCUACUGAUCAACAACAGAACAGGCAAGACGGUUGUUGGGAAGCUCUCCGACGCCUCGCAUUCCUCUAGCGCCUCCAAGGCGUUUGCCGAGGCGGAGGUGGAGAACAUGCGGUGCUGCAACCACCCCAACAUCAUCUCCCUCAUCGAAACCUUCGAGGCGGGAGAAAAGUCUCUGUACAUUCUGGAGUACGCCAACGCCGGCGAUCUGCAGGCUCAGGUCGACACCCGCGCGCAACCGCCACCUGGUACGAACGACGGAACCCCGAUUCCGUACCGUGAGGAUGAGGUGCUCGUUAUAUUUGCCCAGCUCGGCCUCGCCAUCCGCUACCUGCACGACCGCCGCAUCAUGCACCGCGACCUCAAAACAUCGAAUGUCCUGCUGACGCGUAGCGGGCUCAUCAAGCUCGGCGACUUUGGCUUUUCGCGUCAGUAUCAAGAGAGUGUCUCUGGCGAAGUCGGCAAGACGUUCUGCGGCACGCCCUACUACUUGGCCCCGGAGAUGUGGCGGCGACAGUCCUACAGCUACAAGGCGGACAUCUGGUCCCUUGGAGUGAUCAUGUACGAGCUACUCGCCCUCAAGAAGCCAUUUCAGGCAACGAACCUGUCGGACCUGAUGGAGAUGGUGACGCGGCAGGGCAGCUUUGACCCGCUACCGGAGGAUCGGUACUCGUCCGAUAUGAUCUCACUGGUCAAUCAGAUGCUCAGGGUGGACCCAAGUGAGCGCCCGAGCAUCAACGACAUACUUGCCUUACCGCUCUUUCAGCAAAGGGGGCUGACGAUACUCAAAAUAAAUGUGCGACGCAUCAAGAGCCUUGACGUGGAGGUGCGGGCGCGCCUUGUAGAAGACGUGGAGGCGGUGCUCGGAGACAACAACCUUUCCUCCGAAGCAUCACCGCUGUGA
Molecule: messenger RNA, 1077 nt
Organism: Leishmania mexicana MHOM/GT/2001/U1103
Lineage: Eukaryota; Euglenozoa; Kinetoplastea; Trypanosomatida; Trypanosomatidae
Product: putative protein kinase
Exons: 1
Coding region: 1-1077 (358 amino acids)
Biological process (GO): protein phosphorylation
Molecular function (GO): protein kinase activity; ATP binding
Source: RefSeq, a predicted model, not a curated record